CCGUAACAACCAGCCCUGAGAGACCCUCCCGAAACACCCCGCCCUGAGAGACCCAUCCCCUAACACCCCGCCCUGAGAGACCCUACAAUAACACCCCCCCAUGCGGCCGAGAGACCCUCCCCCUAACAACCCCCCCGUGUGGCCGAGAGACCCCCCCAGUAACACCCCGCCCUGAGAGAUCCUACAAUAACACCCCCCCCAUGCGGCCGAGAGACCCUCCCCUAACAACCCCCCCGUGUGGCCGAGAGACCCCCCAGUAACAACCAGCCCUGAGAGACCCUCCCAUAAUGCCCCCCAUGCAGCCGAGAGACCCUACAAUAACAAACCCGCCCUGAGAGACCCUCCCGUAACACCCCCCCAUGCAGCUGAGAGACCCUCCCGUAACACCCCCCCCAUGCAGCCGAAAGACCCUACAAUAACAAACCCGCCCUGAGAGACCUUCCCAUAACAACCAGCCCCAAGGGACCCUCCCAUAACACCCCCCCAUGCCACCGAGAGACCCUCCCAUAACAAACCAGCCCUGAGAGACCCUUCCCUAACAACCCCCCCAUGCGGCCGAGAGACCCUCCCAUAACACCCCUCCGUGCGGCCGAGAGACCCUCCCAUAACACCCCCCUGUGCGGCCGAGAGACCCCCCAGUAACAACCAGGCCUGAGAGACCUUCCCAUAACAACCAGCCCCGAGAGACCCUCCCGUAACACCCCCCCAUGCCACUGAGAGACCCUCCCGAAACAAACCAGCCCUGAGAGACCCUUUCCUAACGACCCUCCCAUAACACCCCGCCCUGAGAGACCCUCCCGUAACACGCCCCCAUGUGGCCGAGAGACCCCCUCCCGAGUAACAACCCCCUCUGAGAGACCCUCCCGUAACACCCCCUAUGCAGCUGAGAGACCCUCCCAUAACAACCCACCCUGAGAGACCCUCCCAUAACACCCCCCCCCAUGUAGCUGAGAGACCCUCCUGUAACAACCUGCCCUGAGAGAUCCUCCCGUAACAAACCUCCUGUCUGAUCCAGGAGCCGGCCAUGUUGGGAGCUGCCCAGGACAACGGAGAGUGAGCCAAGAGCUAAUAGUGAUUCCUCCAUCAGCUCCAGGUCUCUGCUUUUGGGACAGGAGCUGAGUUUUGGAUGUACAGCUACUGAGAUGCAGCCACCUCUGGGGCAGGGCAAGUGGGGAACGGCCACACAUGGGCUUGCCUGGCGCUGAGCUGCAGCCACCUCUGGGGUGAGACAGCAAGCUCCAGCAGAGACCCUGCUUCACGUUGUCAGGGAUGCAGCAUAGUGGGAACCGGGUCAGUCCCAGGAUCCUAGAGACACAAGGCGGGGGAGUGAUUCGGGGCAAGUUCAUGGGGGUCACUCCACUGAACUCCAGCAGCAACACCCAGAAGUUCGAGUCCUGGAUUCGCUACAAGAUUAAAAUCACCAAGACCUACAAGGGGCUCGAGUCCCAGGGGAACGGCAUCUUCAUAGACUCCUUGGAGCAGGAGACCUUCUGUGGGUACCAGCACCGGGCGCCUCUGAACGGGGAGGAGUACCUCAUCAUGGCUGAGCGGCAGGACAAGCACCUGAUUAUUUCAUUGUGUUCCUUCGUGCGCCCCUGGGGGCCGCAUCCCCCCAGCCAGCGCCACGGGAUCAGCCAGGCCUAUGGACGGGGCUGCACCUGCCAGGUGGUGCCCUGUGAAUUCAGGCCAUGCGAGCUGUUGGGCGACGCCCAGUGCCUCUGGACCGAUGGGCUGCUGGACCAGAGCUGGCAGGGGCCCCAGGCCCAGCGUCUGGCCUGCCUGCCCCGCCCCAGCCAGGGGGCGCCCCCGGAGCCGACCCCCUUCUGCAUCUGGGAGACUCUCAAGAGCAGACCCUCAAGAGCAGCGAUCUGCCCUGGACUGUGCCCCCUCCGAAACACCCCCUGACCUCCACCCCAACCCCCUGAACUGUCACCCCCUCUCCCUUUGACCCACCCCGAACUUUAUUCCCCGACCCAAGCUCGGGCUCGGUUAAAAUGGUGUUGCUGAGUUUGAUUCUUAAAUAAAUAAAUUGCUGGAACCCA
Messenger RNA from Caretta caretta (loggerhead turtle), 2042 nucleotides. Its product is annotated as metalloproteinase inhibitor 1. Gene Ontology annotation, molecular function: metalloendopeptidase inhibitor activity; protease binding. The record is from RefSeq and is a predicted model, not a curated record. Gene Ontology annotation, cellular component: extracellular matrix. NCBI's taxonomy places the organism in Eukaryota, Metazoa, Chordata, Testudines, Cheloniidae. Gene Ontology annotation, biological process: negative regulation of endopeptidase activity; response to hormone; response to cytokine.